AUAGAAUGAAUUAUUUGAUCAGAGAAAGAGAAGGAAAAAUAUAUUUUAAUCAUGUAAAAGGACACUCAGGAAUAUAUGAAAAUGAUCAAGCAGAUAAAUUAGCAUAUUUAGGAUCAUUAAAAGAAUAUAUAAAAGAUUUUAAUUUUUUAUCGACUAAUAGAGAAAAGAUAGAUUUUUAUUUCAAGAAACAGAACAAAAAAGAUGACUCAGAAAAUGCAACUGAUUUAUAUUUGCUAGAAUUUACACGUAUACUUCAAUUAUUAGAAGAAAAUAAUGACAAAAACAAGUUAUUGAUCAAGACAAGAAACAAAAAUAUUUAUCUGAUGCUUAGUGAGAAUCGAAUCGAGAAAUGGUUAAAGAAUAAUUGGUAUCGUUAUAGAUCAAUUAUAAAAUUAAAAGCUCCCAAAGAAAUUUGUAUACGAAUUAAAAAUCUAAUAGAUAGUCGAACAAAUGAAACAGAAUUUAACAGCUACAAUACACACUUGUGGAAAGCUCUAUGGGGUUACAUCAACAAGGAUAAUAAAUUAUUGAGGGAUCAUAGUGUUUUUUGUACGUUUGCUAUGACAAUUCAAG
Messenger RNA from Scutellospora calospora, 573 nucleotides. The record is from the annotation of a GenBank genome assembly. Lineage: Eukaryota; Fungi; Glomeromycota; Glomeromycetes; Diversisporales; Gigasporaceae.